Molecule: messenger RNA, 1836 nt
Organism: Trichoplusia ni (cabbage looper)
Lineage: Eukaryota; Metazoa; Arthropoda; Insecta; Lepidoptera; Noctuidae
Product: probable cytochrome P450 6a14
Exons: 5
Coding region: 194-1750 (518 amino acids)
Molecular function (GO): monooxygenase activity; heme binding; iron ion binding
Source: RefSeq, a predicted model, not a curated record
AUAGUCGAGCCUAGAGUCAGUCCAAGCACGAGCCAUACAACUUGUGGCCGCCGCAGCAUAGUUCAUAGUUUCGGCGCGAACGCACGCAAAUGACGUCAAAUUAAAAUAGACUAUUAAUUUACUAGGGGUCGAAAGUAUUAGUGAAGUGUAAAUGGUUUGAAUUAACAGAAAAUUUGAAAAGAAGUGCGUUAAAAUGUCGUUUAUAUUUACGCAUAUUUUCAAUGUGCGGACAGUUAUAGUUCUCAUUUUCACGAUCAUUUACACAGUUUUGUGGUUUCGACAAAAAUUCAGUUACUGGGCAAGACGAGGUGUGUUUGGACCAAAACCGGAAUUCCUCUUUGGGCAUAUAAAGAAAGUCAUUAAAAGGAAGGAACAGUUUUUCCAACCUUAUUAUGAUAACUACUUUAAGUACAAGCAUUUGCCGUACAUAGGCAUGUACUCUUUCCACCAGCCUGUGUUGUCUAUACACGACCCAGAUAUCGCCAAGCUCAUGUUGAUAAAGGACUUCGAUUACUUCCAAUCACGAGGAACAUACGCUGGCGGCGUCGGGGACCCCUUGGCGGCAAAUCUGUUCAAUAUAUUUGGUCGAAGGUGGAAAAUUCUACGGUUGAAAAUGACUCCGACUUUCAAGCCUGGGAAACUGAAAACGAUGUACCCAAUCGUAGAAGAAAUUGCGUCGAAGGCUUUGGAUUACGUCGAUGAACUGCACAAGGAUGGGAAAACAGUGAAUUUCUCAGAUUUCUAUUCAAAGUAUGCAAUGGAGAUUAUAGGCAAUGUUGGUUUUGGUGUUGAGUGCAAUGGUUUUAAGAACCCCGAUUCUGAGUUUUAUAUCAGAGGACACGAGUAUUUUGAUCACAAAUCUCAUUACUGGAGACUAAUUCGAGCCUUUGCGUUCUUCGCUCCAGAUACAUUCGAUAGCUUGAAAAUAAGACGAAUAAGUUCUAAAAUCGAGGACUUUUUCUACGGCAUAGUGAAAAGCACCGUUCAGUAUCGUCAGGAAAAUUCCGUGACGCGGAAUGACUUCUUGCAGACACUUAUUGAAUUAAAAAAUGAAAAUGUAGGUGAUGAGAAAGAAAACAUGGAAUGCACUGCAGUGACACAUUUACCCUUCACGAUGACGGACGUGGCAGCAAACACUAUGCUAUACAUGAUAGCCGGCUAUGAGACUUCGGCCACAACCGGGCAAUUCGCAGCCUACCAGUUAGCCUUGAACCCUGAGGUCCAAGCCAAAGCUCGGGAGGAGGUUCUCAGGGUACUGGCUAAACACAACGGGGAAUGCACGUACGAAGCACAAAACGAAAUGGGAUAUCUAAAUAUGGUUCUAGACGAAACAAUGCGGAUACAUCCGUCGAUGCGGGCAUUGUUCAGACGAUGCAACAGAGACUACAAGUUGCCCAACAGUGACCUUGUCAUAGAGAAAGGCACGAUGGUGUUCAUCCCAACGCAUGCCAUACAUAUGGACCCGGAUAUCUUCCCGGAUCCGGAUAAGUUCGACCCAGAACGAUUUGCCCCGGAAAGAAAAGCGAAGAUGCAUCCGUGUCACUGGAUGCCUUUUGGAGAAGGACCCAAAAAGUGUUUAGGAAUACGACAAGGCUACAUCCAAUCAAAGAUGGCGUUGAUCAAAGUUCUUCAGAACUACGAAUUGAUACUCGACCCACGGACGCCAGUGCCAAUGAAAAUAAAAAGCUCUUCCCUAGUCUAUGCCGCGGACGGAGGAGUCUGGCUCAAACUGAAAAGACUUGAGACGUAACUCACGUCGUUAUUAUAGUUGUAUUGUAAUAUUAUAUUAAUUAUAAGAAUAUUAUGAAUUAGGCGGUGAAUAAAUGGAAGUCAGUA